Molecule: messenger RNA, 201 nt
Organism: Schistosoma rodhaini
Lineage: Eukaryota; Metazoa; Platyhelminthes; Trematoda; Strigeidida; Schistosomatidae
Source: the annotation of a GenBank genome assembly
AUGUAUGAAUCUGUAGAUCGUCAAUGUAGAUCUAUGUUGUCGGCCGCUCAACUCAAUACUGUCGAUGCUCAAGGUCAUGACUCAAAGUUGUUGAGCCCUCACGCUACUCUUUAUGCUCCCUUAAUACACGAAACUUCAGUCUCUUGCUUCUUUAGAACAUCCUUUCACCACAAGCGUAAAGUGUAUAUACUUUUAUUGUAA